AUGAAUAUUCGUUGUGCUAAACCCGAAGAUUUAAUGGCCAUGCAACAUUGCAACUUGUUGUGUUUGCCAGAAAAUUAUCAAAUGAAAUACUAUUUCUAUCAUGGUCUCACCUGGCCCCAAUUAAGUUAUGUAGCAGCCGACGAUAAGGGCAACAUUGUAGGCUAUGUACUUGCCAAAAUGGAAGAACCUGAAUCUGGAGAGGAUAGCAAACGUGGCCACAUUACUUCACUGGCAGUUAAACGUUCCUAUCGUCGUUUGGGUUUAGCUCAAAAGUUAAUGAAUCAAGCUUCCAAGGCUAUGGUUGAAUGUUUCGAUGCUCAAUAUGUCUCUCUGCAUGUACGCAAAAGUAAUCGUGCUGCCCUUAAUCUUUACACAAAUACAUUGAAAUUUAAGAUUAUUGAAAUCGAACCUAAAUAUUAUGCUGACGGCGAGGAUGCCUACGCCAUGAGACGUGAUUUGGGAGAAUUUGUUUCGCCCAAUGCUAAACAGGAGGCCGAUAGUGAGGACCAGCAAGAUAAUAAAGAAAACAAAAUUCAUUAUCGCGAAUCAUUACCUCAUAAUCACGAUCAUAGCAAUCAUGAUGGUCAUUGCUGCUAAAAUAUAUAAUUAAAAAAAGAACUGAAACAACUAUUGCGAAAGGUGUAGCAAUUAAUUAAGCAAAUUUAUGCGUAAAAGUAUUUGCAUAUAAUAAAAAAACUAAUUAUUUGCAUUUUUCUAGAAAUUUUUAUUUUUUUAUCGAAUUGAUAAACAUUUAAUUUAGUUUUUCUUUAUUUUUUCUUUUUGUCAUUAUCUCAAUGUAAAGCAAAACUAAAUGUCCAAAUUCUUUAAUAAAGAAUUUUUGAAAAACAAAA
Molecule: messenger RNA, 851 nt
Organism: Lucilia cuprina (Australian sheep blowfly)
Lineage: Eukaryota; Metazoa; Arthropoda; Insecta; Diptera; Calliphoridae
Gene: vnc
Product: N-alpha-acetyltransferase daf-31
Exons: 1
Coding region: 1-597 (198 amino acids)
Biological process (GO): N-terminal peptidyl-glutamic acid acetylation
Cellular component (GO): NatA complex
Molecular function (GO): protein-N-terminal-glutamate acetyltransferase activity; protein N-terminal-serine acetyltransferase activity
Source: RefSeq, a predicted model, not a curated record